AUGGAUCCGACUACCAAGGAGACUAUCUCCUUCGAGGAGAUGGAGGUUCACGAGAAGGCCGCCUUUGACGAUAUCAUUCGCCCAAAGGACUGCUAUGCCCCCGAUGGUACCUACUGGGCUGACCUGCCUUUGAGCCAGCGUAUCAGCUUCUGCUUGGAGCAGGACCGCACCGAGGCGAGCAAGGAGUUUUCUUGGCUCUGGACUGAGUUCAAGAAGGACCCUCUGUCCCCAGUUACCCACUACUUCAAAAACUUUGUUCUUCCUGGUGCUGGUCUGGGUCUUGAAGGUUACGUGCUGUUCUCCAUCAGUAACAACACUGCUCUUUUCGAUGCCUCCUUCGAGUCCUGCUGGAAGGGCAAGACCUGCGACAAGAACUGGAUUGCUGCCAUCAACUACAUGGAGGUUAUCGGUAUUAUCGUUGGCCAGAUCCUGGUCGGUUACUUGGGUGAUUCUAUCGGUCGUCGCUGGGGUCUGAUUCAAGAUGCUGCUAUCAUGUUCGUCGGUCUCCUCAUGCUCGUGGCCGCUUGGGGUCUCACUGAGAACGGCUGGGUUAUCUGCUACGCCUGGUCUCUCUUCUUCUACUCCAUCGGUGUCGGUGGUGAAUACCCCAUGACUGCUACCAUUGGUAUGGAGAAUGGCUACGGUUCUGGCAAGAUCGUUACUUCCCAGGAUCGUCUGCACCGUGGUCGCUCCGUCGUCGGUGCCUUCAUGAUGCAGGGUUGGGGUCAGUUCGCCAACCAGGCCAUCCUUAUUCUCCUGCUGCUGAUCUUCCACCACGGCACCGGCGCCCUCCCUAUUUCGGCUACCGCUACCCAGUGGACUUACCGUGUGUCUUUCGCUAUUCCUGCCGUCGGAACUGCUUGGCUCGUCUACUACCGUACCUACCACAUGAAGGCUGCUAGCAAGCAGCUCGAGGCUACCAAGAAGAAGGCCUCCGUCACCGGUUAUGACACCGAGUCUCUGAAGCUCACUUUCCGUCACUUCACCCCUCGUGUUAUUGCUACCGCUGGUGGCUGGUUCGCCAACGACGUCUUCUUCUACGGUAACAAGCUCUUCCAGAGCAAGUUCAUCAAGGUCAUCAGCCCUAACAGUGGCAACAAUGUCACCACCAACUGGCUAUGGAACUUGGCCAACAUCGGUGUCAGUUUGGCUGGUUACUACUGCGCUACCUGGUUCGUCGACACCAAGCUCUACGGACGUAAGUGGAUGCAGAUUGUCGGUUUCCUGAUGUGCUUUAUCCUCUUCGUCAUCCCCGCCUUCAAGUUCGACUACUACCAGGAGCCCGCCCACAUCCACUCCUUCCAGGCGAUGUACUACCUGAGUUCGUUCUUCAACCAGUUCGGCCCCAACUGCAUUACUUUCCUCGUCGCCGCCGAGGUCUUCCCCACCCCCAUCCGUGGCACCGCUCACGGUAUCUCCGCCGCCGCCGGUAAGGUCGGUGCCCUGAUCAUCGCCGUCAUCGGCUCCUACACCACCACCCAGCAGCAAUUCUACAUCGUGCCCUGGUUCGGUCUCGCCGGUGUCCUGGUGACCUGGCUGUUCCUUCCGGACACCACCGGCCUGGAUCUCCGCGAGCAGGAGCGUCGCUGGCGCUUCAUCCGCGAGGGCCGUGAGCAGGACUACCACGGUCCUGCCGUGCACUCCAAGCACUUGUCUGUCUGGGAGCGCUGGACCGGCAAGGGCAAGCACUACAAUGCCGAGCUGGACUACAAGAUGAAGGUUGAGGAGUUCCGCGCUGAGUGGGAGGCUGCUAUUGCUUCCCGCGGUGAGGAGAAGACUCUCUUUGACAUGGAUGAUGUUGAUGAGAACAUCCUGCACGGCUCGAUGCAUGCCUACUUUGAGCGUACUAGCCCGGAGAUCCGUGGUAUGCGCAAGGAGGUCCAGCCCAUUUCUCUGCCUGCUGCUGCUUCUUCUGAGGACCAGAAGACUCUUGGUGAGCAGUAG
Penicillium cataractarum is the source of this 1944-nucleotide messenger RNA. RefSeq lists its product as uncharacterized. Bases 1 to 1944 code for a protein of 647 amino acids. The transcript has 3 exons. The record is from RefSeq and is a predicted model, not a curated record. Lineage: Eukaryota; Fungi; Ascomycota; Eurotiomycetes; Eurotiales; Aspergillaceae. Gene Ontology annotation, biological process: transmembrane transport. Gene Ontology annotation, cellular component: membrane. Gene Ontology annotation, molecular function: transmembrane transporter activity.